AUGGCGCGCCCAGAUCUGUACCCCUCACACGGCCCUGUGUCCUCAUAUUCCUGGGUCUCAUGCAAGAAAUCAGCAGCCGAGAGUAUACCUCCACCACACGCCACACCGGCUGAUCCACAUUCAGCAGCGGCCAUGACGAACCCUCUCUACGACCGACCUCGCACUCCGAACGAUGGCCAAUUCUAUCCAAUAUACCCCGAGUUCUACGACUUCGGCAAUGCUGGCCACAGUACUGCUGCUGCCGCUGCCACCGGCGGCGGUGGUGAGCAACCUGCCCCGGGGUUCCCGGAAAUGGGCCAGAUCGAGGGCGGCUAUCCACCUAGCUGGGACUAUGGCCUGGGCGACGUCGAGCUGGCAUUGUUCUCUUCGCCGCCGGGCAUCGUCCGAGGCGAAGAAGACCGUGGACCACAGCCUCGGGCCCCGUGGGACUUCGGGACCCAGGCCUACCCGGCCAUGACGGGCGGCGGCACAAUGGCAACGGCGAGCCCCAUGUCUCAGUAUCUCCCGGCAGGAAAGCCCUUGGGUGGCUACUACGAGCCACUCGAUUGGCCUCGGCCGCCGAUGGGGCAGAUAUCACCGUCGCCCAGCCAGAGCAGCUACCACGCCUCGUCGCCAGCCAGCGUAGCCGGGCCACAGUUCUCGCGACACAACAGCUGCUCGUCCCUCCCGGCCUCGAGGGCGGCUGCGGUCGAGCAGACACGUGUCGACGCGCGGUUCCAGCCUGUGCCCGACCACGCAGUCAGUGCGGAAGAGACAGUGGCCAACAGGGGAUUCCGUCCGGGAACUGAGCCCUCGUCGUCUGCGCGACAAAAGACCGGAUCACGGAGAAACGCGCGGAACCAGACCAUGACGGCGACCACCACCACGGACUACAACGCGGGCACCUUGUGCCCAGCCAUCACGCCCUCUCCAAAGGACAGCACUGCCGCCGUUCCCUACCAACCGGUCUCCCAGGGCGCCCGCCGCCACUCAGAACAGCAGACAUCAAAGAGCAGCGGGAAGAGCCCGCCCCAGCCCGCCGUCCGGAAGACCGCACAGCAGCAGCAGCAGGCGGAGACAGGACAACAGCAAGCCCAAGCUCAGCCCCAACCCCAGAGCCGGCCCUCGCCACAGGCAGGGCAGCCCCGGACGCAGAGGCCGCGCAGCCGGGCGGCGGCCAAAAAGUGCCGGGCCAAGGCGAAGCUGGCGGUGGCGGACCUCGAGUCGACGGAGCGGGCCAUGAGCAGCGAGCACCGGGAGCUGUCGGCGACGGCGCGGGGCCUGCGCGACGAGGUGCUGCUGCUCAAGAACGAGCUGCUCGCGCACGGCAACUGCGACGACUCGCUCAUCCAGCAGUACCACACCAACCAGGCCCGCAUGGUCGGCAACGGCGCGGCGGUGCUGCAGCACCAGCACCAGCACCGGCAGCGGCAGCAUCAUUAG
This is a messenger RNA of Diaporthe citri, 1422 nucleotides long. RefSeq lists its product as uncharacterized. The record is from RefSeq and is a predicted model, not a curated record. Gene Ontology annotation, molecular function: DNA-binding transcription factor activity, RNA polymerase II-specific; RNA polymerase II cis-regulatory region sequence-specific DNA binding. Gene Ontology annotation, biological process: regulation of transcription by RNA polymerase II. The coding region runs from base 1 to 1422 and encodes 473 amino acids. The transcript has a single exon. NCBI's taxonomy places the organism in Eukaryota, Fungi, Ascomycota, Sordariomycetes, Diaporthales, Diaporthaceae.